AUGACUAAGAUUGCAGCUAUGCCUACUUCUGCUCAACAAACUAGAAGAAAUUCAAGAGUCGUUACUGCACGAAUUGUUUCUGGAAACCAGGGUCAAUACCUAACUGUUCCAUCAACAAUCUACAUUGCGCGCGCAAAUCAACUACAAACGGCACCACCAUGGCAAGGAAAGAACAUACUGUGUAUCAAGUUGUGUGUCUGCAUUGUUCUCGUAUUUGUGUUUUGUGUGCUCACCGUUGUCAUUUACUCAAUUCUGCUGGCCAAGUUUAGCGACAACGAGCAGAAAAUCAACAGCGAAAGCUUGUUAUUUGAUGACAAACCAACGGAAGCACAGAUACAUGGUUAG
Messenger RNA from Caenorhabditis remanei, 345 nucleotides. RefSeq lists its product as uncharacterized. Lineage: Eukaryota; Metazoa; Nematoda; Chromadorea; Rhabditida; Rhabditidae. The coding region runs from base 1 to 345 and encodes 114 amino acids. The record is from RefSeq and is a predicted model, not a curated record. The transcript is spliced from 3 exons.